AUGUCCAGACCCAACGAACCCACUGAUCCCAACAAGCAAACCAUCGAAUCAGUCUCGCUCCCCCAAAUCCCCAUCCCUUCCCCAUCACAAUUACCAUCUACUCCAUCAUCCUCUUCUUCAUGCCACCCUACAGGUUCUUCUUUCCUAUCAUCCUCGUCACCUCCCUCUCUUCAUCCUCUUCCUCUUCCUUCUCCACCUCCCCUUUCUCUCGCAUCGUUAGAAGUCGUACCCGCAUCAGAAUCACACACAUCCACAACCACAAACGAAGAAAAUCCAAAGAACUCAGAAGCGCCGCACACAGAAGUUACACAAGAUACCCUGACUCCACCAACCCCCCUCUCCCUCACCAUCCCCCUCCUCGCAUUCACCACCCACCAAUUUUCAGCUCCACUCCUCGAUUGCGGAUUUAUAACUUUUACUCUCGAGGAACUAGUCAAUGCUAGUUAUGAUUCUUUGGUGGCGAAGGUGAUUGUUUCUAUCGAGAAGAUUCUUUUGUCGCAAAAUGAUGAGGCGCAGAGACAUGCUGAGUGGGUGGAAUGGAUGGAAGGAUCAACGGGUGGUGGGAUUGGAGAGAGUGAGCUUGAUGAUAUUGGUAGGAUUGGGUUGGGAGAUACUCUCACUCGUGGCCCACUAGGAAAUCUAGGGAGUGGAGUAGGAGAACUGGGCCUAAGAUCUGCACUGAGACGUGAAAAAAUAUACAUCUUCCGCGGUGGAGCUUUGGAGGUUUUUGGUCAAAAGAGGAGCAAGGGAUUGAGGGAUAAGAAAGAUCAGAAGAGGAGGUGGGAGUUUCGGAUUUAUGAGGAUCCCGUUGACGGAAAGCCUGGGGAAUCUGAAAAUGCAGAGAUGAGAGACGCGAGGAUCUUAAGACAGGCUAGGAAAAGGUUGGAAACAGAGCUGGCAAUUGGAAGACCGCCAGUGAGAGAAUGUGUGGGAGAGAAUCAGGAAAAUGAGGAAAUGGCGGUGAGUCGACCGAUACAACGGAAUGAGAAUGUUGGAGAAAUCGAGGACGAGAUAGAUGAGGACAACCCACACCCCCAACAACCCAAAACCGACCCAUCCAACCCCCCCAAUUCCUCACUUCCUCCUCCCACCCAAUCGAGAACCCCCCUCUCCACUCUCUCCCCCCUCCCAAAAAACAAAGAAUACAAUCCCAUCACCAUCUACAUCCACUGGAAACCCGAACCUCUCAUCCCCACCGAAUAUAACGAAAGAACAACUCGUAUGCGUCCUAUCGUCGGCUCUGCCAGCAUAGCUCAUCUCCAUCCUGCGACUCCUGGGGACGAUGAUGGAGGAUGCAUGGUUUUACCUGCGGAGGAUGAAAGAAAGAAGGAAGAAGAAGAAGAAGAAGAAGAACAAGACAUGGAGCAAAUUCGGAAGCAAGAACAAGAGACCAGCCAAGCCCGCGAGAUAAAUCUCACCAUCCUCCACCCCUCCUUCCCCACGCACGAACAGUUCACCGAUCGCUACGGAGCCGGCGACAGCAAUGAGACAGACUCGGAAGGAAUCCGAGAGUUGCUGCGAUUUUUACGAGAGAGAGGAGGGAAAGAUGAAUUAAUUGUGGAGUAUCUUCUUUUGUAG
This is a messenger RNA of Botrytis fragariae, 1578 nucleotides long. RefSeq lists its product as uncharacterized. The record is from RefSeq and is a predicted model, not a curated record. The coding region runs from base 1 to 1578 and encodes 525 amino acids. Lineage: Eukaryota; Fungi; Ascomycota; Leotiomycetes; Helotiales; Sclerotiniaceae. The transcript is spliced from 2 exons.